GAGGGCUGUGCUUAAUUGCUUACAAUGUUAAUUAUCUAUUAAAUGUACUAACUGGUUCGUUCAUUUUAUCCUCCUCUGUUCUAAUGCAAUGUAGUUUAAGUGAUCUGUGCACGUUUUCUGGCAAUGGUAUCCAUGGGAUUCCGCUUUCCAGUAAGCUAGCACCUCCUAUAUUAUACUCUUCCCCUCACAGCGGAGACGAGGGAAGAGUGUGACAGAGGAAGAGCUGACUAGAGAAAGGGGAACGACAUAGCUAUAUCCAGGCAGCUAAACUGCAAGCAGAAGGUUGUCGAUGGGAACGCAGUCUUUCACGAACGAAGGAACAGGACAAUAAUUGCAGUAACGUACAAAAUAUCUAAGGUGAAAUUUGUUGCUGCAUUCGAGUAUACUACGUAGUGUGGCAUUAACUAGCUGACGCUAUGUUAGCUAGCUAGCAACUAUUUGCCUCCACUGCUAGCAACUGUCUCGCAGCCUACAAUGCAUUGCUGCAGCUUGCGUCGGUGACAGCGUUUGAUCCAGGAAUUUGCGGGGUUUUAAUGAGACCUUCAUUGCGCUAAGACCUCCAUCUCACCACUCCCUACGGGCCCCUGCUGGAGUCUGACACGGGUGCUGUCCGCCUCAGGGUGUCCGGCCGAGCUACCACUCAGCCUGGGAAGGAGGGCGGUCUCCCGGCCCCGGGGGUCUCCCCGGCCGGCUGCAGCAGAGUUUUAGCAUGGCAGGGAAUCUGAAGAAAGGCGGCGGACUGAUCGGUAUGAUGAAGGACGCUUUCCAGCCUCAUCAUCACCAUCUCCAUUCCCACAACCAGCCGGGGACCGUGGACAAAAAGACAGUGGAGAAAUGUUGGAAACUUAUGGACAAGGUGGUCAGACUUUGCCAGAACCCCAAGCUGGCCCUGAAGAACAGCCCCCCCUACAUCCUGGACCUGCUCCCAGACACCUACCAGCACCUGCGCACCAUCCUGUCCCGCUACGAGGGCAAGAUGGAGACGCUAGGCGAAAACGAGUACUUCCGUGUCUUCAUGGAAAACCUGACCAAGAAGACCAAGCAGACCAUCAGCCUGUUCAAGGAGGGAAGGGAGAGAAUGUAUGAGGAGAACACCCAGCCCAGGCGUAACCUGACCAAGCUGUCGCUGAUAUUCAGCCACAUGCUGGCUGAGCUUAAAGCCAUCUUCCCCAAUGGCCUGUUUCAGGGUGACAACUUCAGGAUCACCAAGGCUGAUGCUGCUGAGUUCUGGAGGAGGUCCUUCACAGACAAGACAAUUGUGCCAUGGAAAAUGUUCCGCCAGGCCCUGCAUGAAUUCCACCCAAUCAGCUCCGGCUUAGAGGCCAUGGCCCUCAAGUCCACCAUUGACUUGACCUGCAAUGACUACAUCUCUGUAUUCGAAUUUGACAUCUUCACCAGGCUCUUCCAGCCAUGGUCAUCUCUGCUGCGCAACUGGAACAGCCUGGCAGUCACACACCCUGGGUACAUGGCCUUCCUCACCUACGAUGAGGUGAAGGCCCGUCUGCACAAAUUCAUCCACAAGCCGGGCAGCUACAUCUUCAGGCUGAGCUGCACGCGAUUGGGCCAGUGGGCCAUUGGCUAUGUGACUGCUGAUGGGAACAUCCUGCAGACCAUCCCCCACAACAAGCCUCUCUUCCAGGCACUCAUUGACGGCUUCCGGGAGGGAUUUUACCUGUUCCCAGACGGUCGUACCCAGAACCCGGACCUUACAGGGCUGUGUGAGCCCUCCCCACAGGAUCAUAUCAAGGUCACGCAGGAGCAGUAUGAGCUGUACUGUGAGAUGGGCUCCACCUUCCAACUGUGUAAGAUUUGCGCCGAGAAUGACAAGGACGUGAAGAUCGAGCCAUGCGGCCACCUCAUGUGCACCUCCUGCCUCACUGCUUGGCAGGAAUCCGAGGGUCAGGGCUGCCCAUUCUGUCGCUGUGAGAUCAAGGGGACAGAGCCCAUCGUUGUGGACCCCUUCAAUCCAAAAGACACCAGUGGUGGGGGCUCAUCCGGGGGUGGCCCGGGGUCGUAUGGAUCAGAGGGCACCCCGUCACCUAGCUACGAUGACGACGACGAUGACCGCCUGGAGGACCCCCACCUGAUGAUGAGCAAGCUGGCUAGUGCUAAGAUAGAGCGGCCUCCAUCACCCAUGUCCACCGCACCCCAGGCCUCCCUACCCCCUGUUCCCCCCCGCUUGGACUUGUUGCAGCAGAGACCCCCAAACCCCCCAGGAGCCUCCAGCCCAGGGGGCACAUCUAAGGCCUCUUCGCACCACAAAGACAAGCCACUGCCCCUCCCCCCUGGGUUGCGGGACCUGCCGCCUCCUCCCCCUCCUGACCGGCCCAGCCCAGCGGGCUCAGAGACCCGGCCACCGAGACGACCUCUCCCCAGCACCCCAGGCGAGCCGCCCCGGGACAAACUGCCCCCUGCUCCCCCUAACCGCAGCCAGGCAGACUGGAGUUCCCGGCCCGUGCCGAAGGCCCCGGCGGCAGACGCGCGUGGCUCCCGCGAGCUGUCCAACCGCCACUCCCUCCCUCUGGCCCUGCCCUCUCCACUGGAGGGGAGGACAGACGCCGUCAGGCCCAACAGCUGCCAUACUCUGGAUCAUCAGCUGAGCUUUGGAGGCACUUCCUUGGGAAGCCAAGAGUUUGACAGCCCCAAGGUAAAGCCCUCGGCCUCGGCCAAUGCCAUCUACGCCCUGGCUUCCAGACCUGUCCCGGGUCCGAUGCAGCCAACAGGGGAGGAGGCUCUGGAGAGUGAUGAGGAGUACAUGAGCCCCUCCUCUCGCCCUGUCCACCUCCCCCUGGGGGCCAGCAUGCGGGAUGUGCCCCCCAGACCCCCCCAGCCCAGUGCUCUCAGCUCACGAGUCAUUCUGAGUGAUAUGGACACUGAAGGACCACAGAUGUAUGAGGCCAUGUACAACAUCCAAGCCCAGGCCCUCACAGUUGUAUCCCCCCAAGCCAGAGACUCAGAUUACUCUGAUCUCCCUCCUGGGGCCAGCACCAAUGGGCCGCGGGAACCGACCAGCGAGGAUGAGGAUGAUGACAAUGGCUACGAUUUUCCCAAACCGCCACUGCCCAUCACCCCAGCUCGGCGCACCUUAUCCGACAUCAGUGGAGCCUCCGCCACCUUCAACCGUCUCUCCAUUGAUAAUGAUUUCAGUGCAGGAGCCUACUUUUCAGAGUCGGGCCAAGCUCCUGAGCGGCCCCCAAAGCCCCUGCCUCGGCGAAUCAACUCCGACCGCCGGCCAAGCCCCGUGCCUCCUGGGGCCGGGGCUGAAGGAGGAGGGGGCCCCCAGAUCAGCGGCGAGAUCGAGCACCUGAUGAGCCAGGGCUACUCGUACCAGGACAUCCAGAAGGCGCUGAUGAUCGCACAGAACAACGUGGAGAUGGCCAAGAACAUCCUGCGCGAAUUCGUCUCCAUUCCCUCCGCGGCGCACAUCCUCACAUAGCCACCCUCACAGCCCUGCCAGGCCAGCUCUCAACACCCUUUUGGCUUUUGUGAGGGCUCGCUCCUUCAUCCCCUGUCCCCCUCUCCUGCAUUAGCUUGUAAGACUGCUUAUCGCUGCCAUCUUGCUUAUAACCAGCAGAGCCUUUUAUUAUCCACACAGAUUAAACAUAAAGGCUUCUUCAGGGAGUGUCCUCAUGACAUCACAUGCCCACUUACACACAUACACACACCCCGGAUGGGAUUAGUACUCAGUUCUAAUUGGCUGAAGUCCUUGCUUUAUCAUAAUUGAAGGUAUAUGUAUAUGUGGAUAUGCAUAUGAAUAUGAAGUGUCCAUAUGAUAUAUUGUAGUGAUUCACAGGAGCUGUUUGUGGGUUGAUAUGAGAAGGUCCUGUGACUCCUCUCUAUGGGUGUAAGUCUGUUGGACAGUUGUGGACAGGAAGGGGUGAAGGGUCAGUGACUGUGGGGAUCUGUGAAGUAUGGUAUCUGCCCUCCUCCUCCCACAGGCUCAGACAGGCAGUCUCAGUACAGACUCUGGAUUUCAGAGCUAAACUCCAGAGUCUGUGUUGGGUAAAACUAAAUCCUCAUGGCCCAAAUCUUGCUUUUGUUUGUGUUUCUUCUGCCGCUGAUUUUAGGGGGUUGUUUUCUGCAGUGUUACAUCAUGCAAGAGCUUUGAGUGAGGCUGCCGCUGGCUUUACAGGAGGCCGUCUAAUUGUGUGUUCACACUGGUGCCAUUGGUUUUUCAUCACCCCCUUAUCUGUAACUAUGGCUGCGGGAAUGACCUGAAAACUACGUCUUGUCCAUGAUUGGAUCGUAAGAACUAUUCAGAACUGUAGGCGGUAACAGUGUUGUCAUUAUUCUCUUAAGUGGGAGGGGUUCGGAAUAAUACAAAAUAACAGCCAAUAAGAGUCUGCGGUUUCAAGUAGAGUGCAAGUGAAACCCCUCACUUUCCUAAUCGGGAGGUGGGACCCUCCCCUCUCUGUCUCAGUCAUUCCCAGGUCUGCUCCACCGGGGACCAGGGGUGGGAGGAGGAUAGCCAGAGCUGGCUCAUGGAGAGGAGGGUGUGGCUAACUUCCCAUGAUUCUAUGAUUCGCCCCUUGACUUACCAUUUUGUUGUAAUGAAUGUGUACUUAAAAAUGCCCCAAAAGUACAGCUGGAGAGAAAAUUGAAUGGCAAGUAUAAAAUAGUUACUAUAUUAACAGCAGUCUAUUUAUAAUACCAUUGUCCAGCCAUAACUAGGGUCUGACAACAGUGCAGCUGUGUGAGUGGUUCUGGAUGCAAUUGUUCAGCAGUGUGUAAAUUGUCAUUGAACUC
This is a messenger RNA of Megalops cyprinoides (Indo-Pacific tarpon), 4746 nucleotides long. RefSeq names its product E3 ubiquitin-protein ligase CBL-like. Gene Ontology annotation, biological process: cell surface receptor signaling pathway; negative regulation of epidermal growth factor-activated receptor activity. Gene Ontology annotation, cellular component: membrane raft; plasma membrane. Gene Ontology annotation, molecular function: phosphotyrosine residue binding; calcium ion binding; receptor tyrosine kinase binding. NCBI's taxonomy places the organism in Eukaryota, Metazoa, Chordata, Actinopteri, Elopiformes, Megalopidae. The transcript has 16 exons. The coding region runs from base 710 to 3436 and encodes 908 amino acids. The record is from RefSeq and is a predicted model, not a curated record.